CCUUACCCUACAUACUAUUCCCAAAAACUCGCAAACAUGAGCCAGCCCUCAGUCUACUUCGACGUUUCUGCCAAUGGCGACCCCCUCGGCCGCAUUGUUUUCAAGCUUUACAGUGAUGUAGUCCCCAAGACAGCCGAGAACUUCCGCGCUCUUUGCACUGGCGAGAAGGGAUUCGGCUACGCUGGAUCUUCCUUCCACCGUGUCAUUCCCAACUUCAUGCUCCAGGGCGGUGACUUCACCAACCACAACGGAACUGGUGGCAAGUCCAUCUACGGAGAGAAAUUCGCCGAUGAGAACUUCCAAUUGAAGCAUACCAAGCCUGGUCUGCUCUCCAUGGCCAACGCUGGUAAAAACACCAACGGAUCCCAGUUCUUCAUCACCACCGUUGUCACCGAUUGGCUGGAUGGUGCCCACGUUGUCUUCGGCGAAGUUACCGAGGGUAUGGACAUCGUUAAGAAGAUUGAGGGCUUCGGUAGUGGCAGUGGAAAGACCUCGAAGAAGGUCGUCAUCGACAAGUCCGGACAGAUCUAGAAGUCUUGUAUAGGUGAUAAACUAUUGCAAAUCCCUGGUCCCAGAAUUGACAUGACUGCUUGA
Molecule: messenger RNA, 594 nt
Organism: Penicillium pulvis
Lineage: Eukaryota; Fungi; Ascomycota; Eurotiomycetes; Eurotiales; Aspergillaceae
Product: peptidylprolyl isomerase
Exons: 4
Coding region: 37-531 (164 amino acids)
Biological process (GO): protein folding; protein peptidyl-prolyl isomerization
Molecular function (GO): peptidyl-prolyl cis-trans isomerase activity
Source: RefSeq, a predicted model, not a curated record